CGCGAGUAGUGACACAUGUAGGUCGAUCCGAUGUGAAAGGUUUACAAAAAAUAAAGUCGAUUAAACCUUUUCAAUGAUGAAAGCAUUAAUUCAAAGAGUUACGCAAGCUAAAGUUACAGUUGAUGGAGAAACUGUAAGUUCUAUUGGGAAGGGACUAUGUGUGCUGAUUGGAAUCACCCAUAAAGACUCGCCAAAGGAGAUGGAAUACAUGGUGAGAAAAAUUCUCAAUCUAAGAUUAUUUGAUGAUGAUCAAGGAAAGAGAUGGGCUAAAAAUGUUAUGGAGAAAAACUUUGAGGUUCUAUGUGUGAGUCAGUUCACCCUAUGUACGAUAUUGAAGGGAAACAGGCCAGACUUCCAUGCUGCGAUGGCUCCAGAACAGUCUCAGGAGUUUUACGCUGAAUUUGUCAAACAAAUGGGAGAAACAUACGAUCCAUCAAAAAUCAAAGAUGGAGUAUUUGGAGCCUAUAUGCAGGUACAUAUACAGAAUGAUGGACCAGUAACGAUACCCUUAGAAACUCCUAUCUCUCUCCAGGAAGAAGGAAAGAAGCAAAAGAAGUGGAAUAAUCCGAAAAACCAGUCGUCCAAUGCUUCCAAAAGCACACCUGUACAACAACAAAGUAGCGUACCUGUAUCAGGGCCAGAGGUGUCAUGUGAAGGAGCAGAAGCCAUGUCUAGUGAACCUCAGGGUGGAACAGAGUCCCAGCAGGACCAGAGCUGACCCUAGGAGUUAUAUAGACACUGCAAAGUGGAAUCUUGUUUGUCUGGAGAUGCUGUGUGUGAUAGAACAUUGCCCCUAUACAUGUAAUCACCUACAUGUAGUGUAUGAAGUCUGGAGGGCCAAGAACGAACAGUCAUAUCAUGAUGAUAGUCAUGAUACACCAAAUGUUAGACAUGGGAUGUUUGCGUGUGACUAAAGACAUGUUUAUCUUGCUGGAAACAUUUCUAUGAGCCUUUUCCAGAUGACUACAACAGCAGUGUAACAGUUUUGGAAAUUGUAUGCUGAUUGAAAGUGGAUUUCUCGACCAAAUACCUGUACCCAUAUUGACAAGGUUCCCAUGUACAGAGAACAUUGUACUUUAAAUUUAAAUUUUAUUUAUCAAUUACUAUGUCGGAUCUGUGCCUAGUGCUUCACCCUAGCAAACAUCUUAAUUAUUGGACAAACUUCUAGUACCACAAACAGGGAGAAUUCAUGUAAAAUUUCUCUAAAGAUUUGUUUUUUGAUAUUCAAAAUGACCUAAGGCUAAGUUCAAAGUUGAGAAUGUGUGUGCAUAAUUAUUUGGUAAAAUGUGCUCUAAUUGGUUGGCAGUUUGACAGAUAAAUGGAUUCUAAUGAGACUGACAAUAUUCAUACAAUUUAACCAAAUCUGUGCAUGAUAUCAGACAGGUGUAUAUUGUUUCACCCCGGCAGUACUCUUGUUAUACAUUACAAAGAUAUGUCUGCUUUUUUUGCGGUAACCAAUGACAGUGUUGAACUGAAGACUUUAAAACAUGUUUUUUUUUGGUCCUUUGGCAUAUUAUUUGCUGUUUUCAUCAUAAUCCAUUUUAACUCAUUCACCCCUGAAGAUACAUUUGAACUCUUCCAAAUCAAAGGUUGGACACAUGAUUUUAGACAUAUUGUUGUGGAUCUGGCGCAAAGUAUUUCAUCGUGUUUGAUAUGACCAUUUAUAAAGAAUGAGUCAUAUUCCAAUGACAAAAUGUUUUCUCCAAUACAGAUGAAAUUAUCUUAAAACAAACAAUGGGUUGUUUUGUAUUCUUUUCAACUAUACUACAUGUACUAAUUUUAUUUUUUAGGUAAUCUGUGUUGAAAUCUCGUGUGACUUACUGCAGUCGUCUUUUGUCUCUCAUUGUACCUCAUCCAUCCAUUUACAUGCACAUUUCCAAGUUCUCAAAAACAGCUGAAUUGAUUUCAGUAAAAUUGCAAAAAACUUCAAAACUGAAUAGUGUGGUUCCCCCUCCCUCCCAAACCUUAGGGGUGUGGUCAUAAGAUGUAAAAUAAAAUAUAACAUUGAAAAAUGUUUUCUUCAGCACCAAAUAUGCUAGAAUCAAACACCUUUUUUAUGGAUGGAAAUGUCCUCAGAUGCUUUAGUAAAAUUAUGAAUUUCAUUACCCAAGUUUGGCUAUUCCAAUUAGGCAAGUAUUAAAUUUUUUUGACAAAACGAAGAUUUGUUUGUUUGUUUGUG
This is a messenger RNA of Mizuhopecten yessoensis (Yesso scallop), 2179 nucleotides long. RefSeq names its product D-tyrosyl-tRNA(Tyr) deacylase 1-like. The coding region runs from base 74 to 718 and encodes 214 amino acids. Lineage: Eukaryota; Metazoa; Mollusca; Bivalvia; Pectinida; Pectinidae. Gene Ontology annotation, cellular component: cytoplasm. Gene Ontology annotation, biological process: tRNA metabolic process. The record is from RefSeq and is a predicted model, not a curated record. The transcript has 6 exons. Gene Ontology annotation, molecular function: D-tyrosyl-tRNA(Tyr) deacylase activity.